This is a messenger RNA of Salvia splendens (bonfire salvia), 1782 nucleotides long. RefSeq names its product cytochrome P450 714A1. Lineage: Eukaryota; Viridiplantae; Streptophyta; Magnoliopsida; Lamiales; Lamiaceae. Bases 51 to 1640 code for a protein of 529 amino acids. The transcript is spliced from 4 exons. Gene Ontology annotation, molecular function: oxidoreductase activity, acting on paired donors, with incorporation or reduction of molecular oxygen; heme binding; monooxygenase activity. The record is from RefSeq and is a predicted model, not a curated record.
CUAUAUAACCACUACUCUCUCCUCUUAUCACUAAAAAGCCAAAGCAAGAUAUGAACAUAAUCCCUCCUCCUCUUCUUCUUCUUCUUGCAAUAACAAUUGCUCUUUCCUUUUAUGUCACAAGUUGGAUAAUUCUUGUGAGUGUUUGCGGUCUGACCUCGUAUCUGGCGUGGGCGAAUCCAUGGCGAGCUCGGUGGAGGCUUCGAGCGCAAGGCAUAAACGGCCCGAAACCUUCUCUUUUGUAUGGGAAUUUGUGGGAGAUGGAGAAAAUCCAAGCUUCUGCUGCCUUGAAAAACACUGCAAAGCGCCAUGACUUUGUUGCUCACGAUUACACUGCAACUCUCUUUCCCUACUUUGAAGAAUGGAGAAAACAAUACGGUCCGAUCUACACAUACUCCACCGGAAACAAGCAACAUUUGUACAUCAACCAUCCUGAACUAGUAAAAGAAAUGAAUCAAUCUAUUUCUUCCGACUUUGGGAAGCCUUCUUACAUCACAAAAAGGCUGGCACCCAUUCUUGGCAACGGCAUAUUGCGCUCCAAUGGCCAUUUGUGGGCGCAGCAGCGGAAGAUUGUUGCGCCCGAGUUCUUCAUGGACAAGGUCAAGGGGAUGGUGGGAUUGAUGGUGGAAUCAGCCGAGUCGUUAACGAGGAAAUGGGAAGCUUACGCAGCUUCCCAGUCGGGUAAAAUGGCAGAGGUUAGAGCUGAGGAGGAUUUGAGGAGUGUUUCUGCAGAUGUGAUCUCCAAAGCCUGUUUUGGGAGCUCUUAUUUGAAAGGGAAAGACAUAUUCUCCAAGCUUAGAACUCUUCAAAAGGCCAUUUCCAACCAAAGUUUCCUUUUCGGUUCCCACGCUUUCGGAUUGCCAUUAACGGCCCACAAGAGCAAAAUUGAUGUUUUGGAGAAAGAGAUCGACACGCUGAUAUGGGAGGUGGUGGAGGGACAUGACGACGACAACAAGGAUCUACUACAGCUCAUCCUCGAAGGAGCCACGAACAACGACGUCGACGAGGACUCCUCUAGGAGAUUCAUUGUCGAUAACUGCAAAAACAUCUACUUCGCCGGCCACGAGUCGACGGCGGUGGCUGCAUCGUGGUGCCUCAUGUUGCUUGCCUUGCACCCUAAGUGGCAAGCACGGAUACGGGCCGAGACGACCCAGGUGGGCCCUAUCAACGCCGACUCCCUGCCAAAGUUAAAAACGGUGACGAUGGUGGUCCAGGAGGUGCUGAGGCUGUACCCCCCGGCCGCCUUCGUGUCGAGGGAGGCCCUGCACGACGCGAGGAUCGGCCACAUUGUCGUGCCGCGGGGUGUGUGCCUGUGGACCCUGAUCCCCACCCUGCACCGGGACGCGGACAUAUGGGGUCCAGACGCGAACGAGUUCAACCCGGAGCGGUUCGCGGGCGGGAUCUCGAAGGCGUGCAAGAUGCCGCAGGUGUACAUUCCGUUCGGGUUGGGGCCGAGGCUGUGCCUGGGGCGAAAUUUUGCGCUUGUGCAGCUCAAGAUUGUGGUGGCUGUUAUCGUCUCCAACUUCACGCUCGCACUUUCGCCCAAUUAUAGACAUUCCCCGGCCUAUCGGAUGAUCGUCGAGCCGGGCCAAGGCGUGCAUCUGCACAUCCAAAGAUGCUCUGCUGCUCAUAAUCCUACUUAAACUAGUUGGUUUGUUGAUUGAACUCUAUUUGGAUUGUGCAUUUGUUUUUAAAAUUUUGACAUGUUAGAAUGUCCAUUGUGUGUUAUGUGAUUUGUGGUUACAACUUAAAUACUAAUUGAGACAUACAACACAUAAAUAGUGA